CGGAUGGUAUUGUGAAUAUACAAGGUGUACUGCUCUCUUUCAAGCUACAGAUUAUGUGACGUGUAUUCACUGUAUGCGUUUACCCCCUACACUGAACAGUUUGCUUUGUAACGGAUGGUAUUGUGAAUAUACAAGGCGUACUGCUCCCUUUCACAAUGGAGGUUUCCUGGGUAUAUAAUCUCACUUUCCCCAAUCCUUCAAAUUAUUCAACCCGCACAACCACACAACCACACCAACCAUACCAACCAUACCAACCAUACCAACAGAACAUCAAGCACAUUGGCCCAGAACACAUACGAUCACACAAUGAGCGGCAUCCAUGAUCUCCCUCUUGAUCUAGCGUCAAAUGUCGUCGCAAGCUGUGUGCAAUACGAGUUUACUCCCUUUGAGCGAAUCCCAAAGCUCUCGGAGCAGUCAAAGAAGAGCAUCUUCGCGUUUCGCGCACUUUCCAGGCCCUUCUGCUCCGAAUCCAGGGAAUCCUUCGCCAAGAUCAUCGAAGAGAAGGAGUUCUUCUUCACGCGCGACAGCCUUGAAGAGCUGGCCAACGUUUCCAAAGAUCCAGAGCUUCAACCGUGGAUCCGCGUCCUCUCCUUGAAUGGCGCGCGCUUCAAGCAAUGGAGCGACGAGACCAAGCUGGCAAAGCGUCAGAAUUGGAUGUGCAGCGACGCACGCUUUGAACACAUUCGCGAGACAACUAGCCCCUUGCGGAAAGAGCUGAUCAAGUGUCAAGAAGACCAGCAGCUCUUCUGGGACUCUGGCGACUUGGAGAAGACGCUAACAGAGAUCUUUACGCGGCUGCCGAAGCUGCGGGAGAUCCGCCUCAGCCCGUCGGCCGUGCACCGCCAUAUCCCUGGGUGGAACGGCAAGGAACACGCGCAGGCGCUGAAGCUGUUUGAGAGAUACUGGGGAAGGCACUGGGUGGAGGAGGAGCAACUCUACGAGACGGCGCAGACGCUUGACAACGCGCCGUUACUGAACAUCUUCUUCACGGCCGUGGUGCGAGCGGGCGUGCAGCUAGAAACACUCGUUAUCCCGUUUAAGGAGCCACAAAGUGUGGAAGAUACGCCGGAUCUCACAUACGUGCGCAACGGAAUCACAGACCACGAGCUUGCCAACGUCAGCGACGACUUGGCGCGAGAUGCGCUUCAGCACGUUAAGAAACUGCAGUUGACCGUCCUCCGCGAAAAUCCUCAACCGUUGCAACCAGGCAUUCCCUCGCAGCUCGACCGUGUCGUCGCGGCGGCUACCCGCCUCGAAGUCCUCGAAAUCUUCUUUGCCGGCUACAACCGAUUCUUCGGCGAGAUAUUUGACGAGCUGGUUAGCCUCGCCUCUAUCGACCUCCCGCACCUACAAGAUCUCCGUCUCGCUUCCAGUGGCGACAAGUCGUUCGCGCCGGAGGCUCUGAUCAGUCUGUUGAGGCAGCACAAGGGCAUUCGGAAGCUGGGGCUGGCGGGCUCGUUGGGUACAUGGAUUGAACUCUUUCAGUUCUUGGAGACGGAGCUUCAACUGGAGGAGCUGCGGCUUAUCGCGGGGCCGACUUGGCCGAUGUCUUUGGGUGAGUCGCAAGAGUUCCACGCUGCGGCGGAAAGGGUAAGGCUUGUAUCUGACCCGCAGCCAGGGGACGCGGACUAUAGGAAUGGCACCGCGCGGCACUAUACGUUUGCUGUCUUUGAGGGGCUGGACCAGUAGCUCUACGUUGCUUGCUUGGGCAGUUAGUGCUGCUUCCUGACGCUUCCUCGUUGCGGAAAUGGGAUUGCCGCUUUCUUUAUCUCUCUCUCUUGCGCCCUGUUGAUCUCUUUCGAGAGGGCAUGCUAGGCAUGACCUAACGACAGGAAGGAAUGAAGUAGGAGUAGACAACAACAACGUGGCGAAGCUUACCCUCGACCACUUCUUCAAAACAAAAACUUGGUUCAUAACUACUCCUUGUGUUCGAGUCACUGUCCCUACUAUCUGUCGCUCUUCUGAACGACAAAGCAUGCAUGACAGAGCAACUAGCACGCUAUCCCCCUCUUAGCAUAAUCUUCAAAUUGAAACACUACCC
Mytilinidion resinicola is the source of this 2041-nucleotide messenger RNA. RefSeq lists its product as uncharacterized. The transcript has a single exon. The coding region runs from base 307 to 1689 and encodes 460 amino acids. The record is from RefSeq and is a predicted model, not a curated record. Lineage: Eukaryota; Fungi; Ascomycota; Dothideomycetes; Mytilinidiales; Mytilinidiaceae.